Messenger RNA from Eutrema salsugineum, 1424 nucleotides. Its product is annotated as lactosylceramide 4-alpha-galactosyltransferase. Lineage: Eukaryota; Viridiplantae; Streptophyta; Magnoliopsida; Brassicales; Brassicaceae. The record is from RefSeq and is a predicted model, not a curated record. The coding region runs from base 62 to 1291 and encodes 409 amino acids. The transcript has a single exon.
AGAAAACAGAGACUUCGCAAACUGAUUUCUCCGCAUCACCCAUAUUCAAAAAAAAAAAAAAAUGGAUAACGAAAUCACGAAGAAAAUCACGGCUAUGUUUGAUCACCGGCGGUUAAACCGCUCUGGAUCAUCAUUGUUCACAGCGUUUGCUGCCUCAGUUAUAGCUCUGAUCGUUUUCACGAUCGUUAUCGUCUCUAAUUUAUCGGUGAGAGAUUUCUCAGAGGUGGUGACAAUAGAGAUCAAGACAGUUGUUCCUUACUUACCUCUGAGAUCAGAGAAGGAGCUAAGCCAAGGCAACAACAACAACAACAAGUAUUCGAUCAAGCAGCGUGUCACAGUCAACGAGGAUAACAAUCUUCAGGUCCUCGAGAUUUUUGGAGGCAAAGGCGUGUCGGAAAAGUUUCAACUGAGAACAACAGAGUUUUUGAGAGAUGAUUGUGAGGUCAACUUCAUGAUGACGUGGAUCUCCCCUGCGGAAUUGUUCGGCAAGAGAGAGAUUUUAUCCGUCGAAAGCGUCUUUAAAUCUCAUCCUCGAGGUUGUUUGAUCAUUUUAUCAUCGACAAUGGAUUCUCCUCAAGGGUUUAGAACCUUGAGACCGUUUCUUGAUCGAGGUUACAGAGUUAUGGCGGUGACACCGGAUUUGCCUUUUCUGCUCAAGGACACGGCUGGAGAAUCGUGGCUUGAGGAGGUUCAGACAGGGAAAAGAGAUCCCGGGAAGAUCUCGUUAGCACAGAAUCUGUCAAAUCUCAUGAGACUCGCGUAUCUGUUCAAAUACGGAGGUGUUUAUCUGGACACAGACAUGAUUGUUCUGAAGAGUUUUAAAAGUCUGAGGAACGUGAUCGGUGCGCAGACUCUCGAACCGGUUUCGAGAAACUGGACGAGAUUGAACAAUGCGGUUUUGAUCUUCGACAAAAAUCAUCCUCUCUUGCGAAAAUGCAUUGAAGAGUUCGCGUUGACUUUCAACGGAAACGUUUGGGGUCAUAACGGACCGUACCUCGUAUCUCGAGUGGCUCGAGCUGUUGAAGGAACUGAUGGCUAUAACUUCACCAUCAUGACACCUCCUGCGUUUUAUUCUGUGAAUUGGGUUGAGAUUGAGAAGCUCUUCAAGGUUCCAAGAACAGAGAAGGACUCGAAGAGAGUCCAAGUCAAGGUUCUUGAAAUGCAGAGGAGAAGCUACGGGUUGCAUUUGUGGAAUAAGUUUAGUAGCAAAUUCAAAAUUGAGCAAGGAAGUGCCAUGGAUAAAAUUGUUUCAGAUCAUUGUGUCAUCUGUGAGAAAUCCUCUGUAUCAUAAUACUCUUUCACUUUGUAAGUUAAUUACAUUGUAGAAUAGCAUGUAAACUGUAAUUAAAAAUCAAUUCCUCAAUUUUUUUCUCCAACUGAAACACGUCGAAUCAAGAAAAAUCGACGAAAUUAAAAUUAAUCCA